AACGCCGGCUCAGUGGUAACUCUGAUGGCUGUCAUAAGCUGAGCGACGGUUUAUCGUUCAGUCUUUCCCUGGCAUUGGUGAGCCCUCGACCCUGCUAGGCCUAAAGAGGCGAUGUCUCUACGCUGCGGGGACGCUGCUCGCACCCUGGGGUCCCGGGUAUUUGGAAGAUACUUAUACAGCCCAAUCAGAGCAUUAAGUUCCUUGCCAGAUAAAAAAAAAGAAUUUUUACAGAGUGGACCAGAUCUUCAAGAUUUUGUCUCUGGGGAUCUUGCAGACAAGAGCACCUGGGAUGAAUAUAAAGGAAACUUAAAACGCCAGAAAGGAGAAAGAUUAAGGCUGCCUCCAUGGCUAAAGACAGAGAUUCCCAUGGGAAAAAAUUACAAUAAACUGAAAAAUACAUUACGGAAUUUAAAUCUCCAUACAGUAUGUGAGGAAGCUCGAUGUCCCAAUAUUGGAGAGUGUUGGGGAGGUGGAGAAUAUGCCACUGCCACAGCCACAAUCAUGUUGAUGGGUGACACAUGUACAAGAGGUUGCAGAUUUUGUUCAGUUAAGACUGCAAGAAAUCCACCUCCCCUGGAUACCAGUGAGCCCUACAACACUGCAAAGGCAAUUGCAGAGUGGGGUCUGGAUUAUGUUGUGCUGACGUCUGUAGAUCGAGAUGAUAUACCUGAUGGGGGAGCUGAGCACAUUGCAAAGACUGUAUCAUACCUUAAGGAAAGGAAUCCAAAAAUUCUUGUGGAAUGCCUCACUCCUGAUUUCCGAGGAGAUCUUAAAGCAAUAGAAAAAGUUGCUCUGUCAGGAUUAGAUGUGUAUGCACAUAAUGUAGAAACAGUUCCAGAAUUACAGAGGAAAGUUCGUGAUCCCCGGGCGAAUUUCAACCAGUCUAUACGUGUACUGAAACAUGCCAAGGAGGUUCAGCCUGAUCUUAUUUCUAAAACAUCAAUAAUGUUGGGUUUAGGUGAAAAUGAUGAGCAAAUAUAUGCAACAAUGAAAGCACUUCGUGAAGCAGAUGUGGACUGUUUAACUUUAGGACAAUAUAUGCAGCCAACGAAGCGCCACCUUAAGGUUGAAGAAUAUAUUACUCCUGAAAAGUUCAAAUACUGGGAAAAAAUAGGAAAUGAACUUGGAUUUCAUUAUACUGCAAGUGGCCCUUUGGUGCGUUCUUCAUAUAAAGCAGGUGAAUUUUUCCUGAAAAAUUUAGUGGCUAAAAGAAAAACAAAAGCCCUCUAAAACUUGGACAAGACCUUCAGGAUCACAGAAAUUUUUAAAAUUUGCUUCCAGUUGGACCAGAAGUGGUGCCAGAAUGCUUAGAUGUCAGUGGAUGCACCUUGACUUUUUUUGUUUUAAGAAUAAUGUUAGUAAUCUGUAUAUGUUUAAUUAUGGUCAUUAAUUUGGUUUUUAGCAUACCUUCUUUACCCUAAUAAUUUCCUACUAUAAUGUAAUCAAAACAUCCUUGAAAGAGUUUGCUGCUAACCUUAAAAUUUAAAAACACAUUAAAAACUUUCAGAAGAUUUUUCAAGUCACUGAUACUUACAUGUCACCAUUACACUUGAUUAUGAUAAAAGAAUACACAAAAUUUCAUUUCUGGUACUGUGAUGAAACAGUCAACACAGAUUGAGACUGUGGUCAGUUUACUUAUGAGUAGCAUAUGCCCUUUACCUAAUCUAAUAAUAAUAAUGAUCUAGCACCACAGGAAUAAUUUAGGAAAGCUUCAGAGUUUGAGUGUUGUUUCGACAUGAUAUGACUACUUCAGACCCUGCAAAAUAGUUAUGUACUGACUGCUUAUUUAAUGCCUGUAUGAAACCAAAACCAUAAUGUUGAGGCACAGAAAUUUAAUCUAACCCUCAUUGUGUAUAGUAACUUGCUAAAUCUGCAUGUAUUGGCCUAUUUAUUCCUUUUAUUCCUCAUACUACUUUGGUGAAAUGCUUGUAUUAAAUGAUAGUAGUGACCUGAAGAAGGAAUUCUUUCCAAAAUACUAAUACAUAAUUCAUCCUUGAACUGUU
Molecule: messenger RNA, 2003 nt
Organism: Sciurus carolinensis (gray squirrel)
Lineage: Eukaryota; Metazoa; Chordata; Mammalia; Rodentia; Sciuridae
Gene: Lias
Product: lipoic acid synthetase
Exons: 11
Coding region: 112-1230 (372 amino acids)
Biological process (GO): lipoate biosynthetic process
Cellular component (GO): mitochondrion
Molecular function (GO): 4 iron, 4 sulfur cluster binding; lipoate synthase activity
Source: RefSeq, a predicted model, not a curated record